UUUCUAACAGAUGGGCCCCUGAGGAUGAUGGGAGAAAGAUGGCGCUGCCCUUACUGAGGUGCAGUAGCUGUAACAGGCCCGUUUCCAUUCUGAUCCGGUACUUUACAUCAAAGCCACUUUUAGUGAAUCAGUCCAGACGACUCGCCCCCGUGUCGUCUGCUGUGUGGAAUGUUCGUCAGUACUCUGAGCGGGGGAGACACAAACAGAACCAAAAGGUUGUGGUUGUCGGCAUCCCGAACCCCUUCAUCUGGUUCCGAACCCGCAUCUACUUCUUUCUCAUCCGAACUUACUUCGACAAAGAGUUUAGCAUCGAGGAGUUCACGGAAGGAGCCAAACAGGCUUUCUCACAUGUUUCAAGAUUGCUGUCUCAGUGUCAGUUUGAGUCUCUUGAGGGAUUAGUGGCUAAAGAUCUAAUAGAAAAACUUGAGGAAAAAUGCGCUCAUCUGCCUUUGAGCCACCAGAGGGCGCUGUCAGCCGAGUCUGAUGAGAUCAUGUACACAACAACUGGAGAUGUGGGCAUUUACUAUGAUGAUAGCGGGAGGAAAUUUGUAAGUAUUUUGAUGCGCUUCUGGUACUUAACUAGUGCCAGAAUUCCUGAUGACAGUAUGGAGGGAGCGAGAAUUUUCCAGGUUGCCGUUGGUGGAGAGGGAGAGAGACCAGAGACCAAGAGAUUGCUUACAGCCAAUUAUGAAUUCCAAAGGGAGUUUACCCAGGGUGUGACUCCAGAUUGGAUCAUCACAAGAAUAGAGCACUCAAAACUUCUUGACUAAGUGUGUUGAACUGGGAAUUUUUUUUUUUUUUAUUCAUUCAAUAUUGCUCAACAUGCCAAAAAAUGUAUAGGCAUGAUUCUCUAACCCUCACUAGGAAAAAAAAAAAAAACAUAUUUGUCAACUCCAGAUACUCUCUAUGGACAAUAAGAAGGUUAUGAAUGUUGGUUUCCUGUGUGCUUCAGUGUAUUGCAUCUCACUGAUCUCAGAUUGAGUAUUUUAAUGUUUGUAAAUUUGUAAGGCUCCUCAUUAAUCAGAGUUUAAUCAUAAAAAGGGUUUUUUAAACUUUA
Molecule: messenger RNA, 1057 nt
Organism: Ctenopharyngodon idella (grass carp)
Lineage: Eukaryota; Metazoa; Chordata; Actinopteri; Cypriniformes; Xenocyprididae
Gene: maip1
Product: matrix AAA peptidase interacting protein 1
Exons: 5
Coding region: 39-770 (243 amino acids)
Biological process (GO): inner mitochondrial membrane organization; protein insertion into mitochondrial inner membrane from matrix
Cellular component (GO): mitochondrial inner membrane
Molecular function (GO): ribosome binding
Source: RefSeq, a predicted model, not a curated record